AUGACGGAAAGUUCAUUUGGUAAAAGCAAUAAAGGACUAAUUGCUGCAUUUGGUGACUUUAAUUCAGAUGAAUUGACAGAUGCGUUUAUUAUAAAUGGAUCCACUAUUGAGGUGCUUCUAGCUCAUGACAAGGAACCUUUUCUAAGACCAUCUCUAAGUUGUAAUUUUAGCAAUGACAUUAUCACUAGUAUAGUUCCAGGUGACUUUGAUGGAGAUGCUUACAUGGAUAUUUUAUUUACUAAAGCAGUUCAAAAUGAAACAUCUUUACAUGAAGUACAUAUAUUAUGGGGUGGAAUGCCAGACCUUAACUGUAGUAAUGCUAAUUCAAUAAAAGCAGUAACUUUUGGCCAACCACUAGUACUUGAUUAUAAUCGUGAUAUGAUAUUAGAUCUUUUUGGUAUGAAUGCUCAAAAGGAAAGAGUUUUUUGGGUAUUUGAUAACUCAAGGUCUACUCCUAUGGAAAUAAUUAUGGGCAAUGAUAAGUAUAAGGAAAUCAAAUUGCCUCAUUCACAUUCAUUUUUAGAUGUAAAUGAUGAUAAUGCAGCUGAUCUUUUAGUGACUACAAAAUUGGAUGUUGAAGUAUGGUUAAAUGAAGAACCAAGUGGUUUUAAAUAUAAUAACAGUAUUGAACUUCUUGUUGGCUUUGCAACAAUAUAUGGUCAAGCAUUGUUUAUUGAUGUAGCUUUAUCAGGUGAAUUCUUUUUAGUUCUACCAGUGUGUUAUGAUCUUGGAUGUAUUAACAGCACAAUCCUGAUAUAUGAUAAUAAACAGUGGCAUGAUUUACAAGUUGACUUUAAUGACGGAAAAGGAACUUUAUGGCAUUUUAUACCACCAAGAGAUGAGCCUUAUUUAGAAACAAUAACCAUGAGAAGCGGGGAUUACAAUAUGGAUGGAUAUCCUGAUAUUCUUAUGACACUCAGUCCUACAAGUAACAAUAAUGAAACUAAAGUAUUUUUAAUGCACAAUGUAGCAUGCAAUCUACCAGGAUGUAAAUUUCAUAGAACUUUUGAAGUUCAAUGGGAAAAAUUUGAUUCUUUUGGAAAUAAUGUUGUUAUGGGAACUUUUUACGACUUUUACAUGGAUGGAGUGCUUGAUGUAAUUUAUGUCCAAAAAAAUAUAACCACAGGAAAAUACUUAAUGAAAGCUUUUCGUAAUGAAUUGGAGUAUGAUACCAAUUUUGUUAAAGUAAUUGUAGUUACUGGCCUUAGUAAUAAAAAAGUACCAACCAUAAAUGGCACUCUAUACACCAGAAAGGUUACAUUUGGAACUAAUUUGCCAGGACCAAAAAUUGGUUACAACACAUGGUCUCAGGAAGGUACAUACAGGACUGGAGUUUGUGCACAAUUACCACAAUCAGCAUAUUAUGCACUGCAAUUACCAUAUUCCAUAUUUGGUCUAGAUCGUACUCCAAAUUUUGUUGAUACUUUAACUGUGGGACUCUCUGGUUACUCUAAAAGCUGGACUCAGAUUAUACCAAAUUCCCAAAUAGUUUUAAUACCUGCUCCACCCAAUGAUCCCUCACAAUGGAGAGCUCAGUUAUUUGUUACUCCAAGCAAAGUUAUUCUUAAGAGUGUAUUUGUAUUAACUGCUAUAGUUAUAGUAAUUAUUGGAUGUGUUUUAUAUUUGCAUUGGAAGGAAAGAAAUGAUAGACAGGAUAUCAUUGAAAUUGAUGACAAAACUUAUGUUAAGUUAUAA
Molecule: messenger RNA, 1695 nt
Organism: Pieris macdunnoughi
Lineage: Eukaryota; Metazoa; Arthropoda; Insecta; Lepidoptera; Pieridae
Source: the annotation of a GenBank genome assembly